Molecule: messenger RNA, 1926 nt
Organism: Prorocentrum cordatum
Lineage: Eukaryota; Dinophyceae; Prorocentrales; Prorocentraceae
Source: the annotation of a GenBank genome assembly
AUGUCCUCCCUGUUCCGCGUCGACAUCAUAGGCGGAGGCCCGCGUUGGCUGAAGAAUCCGACGCGCCCAAACUUGGGGGAGUUCGAGACCGACUGCCUCGUCACGUCGCACGCGGAGAGCUUCGUGGGGCACUACGUGCGCCAGAACGUCGCGGACCUGCCCCACAUCCGCGUAGAGCACAGCACCGUGCUCGUGACGCACUCGGCCGAGGAGCGGGCCGUGUACCUGGGGCAACUCCACGACUCGCCCGCGCGGUCCGACGAGAGCCUCUCCUCCCCGGACGGCAGGGUGAAGGACUCGGCGUUCGAGGCCCUCGAGAGGCUGCUCAAGCUGUGCUCCCACUUCCAGCCCGGGGGCGAGACCAGCUCGGACGCCAAGGAGGAGUGCAGCCGGCUGGGCCAGAAGCGCGUGAAGCGGGUCGCCGCCGCGAGGGGUCGCGUGGAGCUCGGGUGCCGCAUCCUCCGGCUGCUCAGCGUCAAGGCCGACGCCCUGGGCCGGCAGCCGCCGCCGGGGCCCGGGGCGGAGGCGGUGGCCCGCCUCGUGCAGACGGCGGGCGGCUGGCAGCAGAGCGUCACGGCCGCCGCGCAGGCGCUCCGCGCGCAGGGCGAGGGCGAAGCGGGGGCGAGCGUCACCGCGGCGAAGGAGCUGCAGGAGGUGAUCACGGGCCUCGGCGGCGAGGACGAGGAGCAGCUCCUGAAGGCGAUGGACGGGGUCCGACCGGCGAGCGGGGCGCUGCUGGCGCAGCUGGGGCCGUCGGAGCCGCGCCGCGGGUACACGCGGGAAUGCUGGGGCGCAUUCGUGGCGGCGCCCACGGAGCCGGGCGCGCUCGCGCCGCUCGUCGAGGAGCAGCUCUCGGAGGUCGCGGCCGCCCUGCAGGAGCUGAAGGACGCGCUGCGGAGCCACCAGUUCUUCCAGCAGGCGCUGGCCGCGCUGGCGGACUCGGCCGAGGCGAGGCACUGCUCGGUCUGCCUCGAGGACGACCUGCCCCUCACCAAGCUGGCGAUCACGCCCUGCGCCCACAGCUUCUGCAUCCACUGCCUGCGCAAGACGGUGCAGCAGUUCAAGAGCUGCAGUAUCUGCCGGCAGCAGCUCAGUCCCGGCGACGUGGCGCCCGUCUCCCUCGAGCUGAACUCCAGCAUUGCUGGCGCGGGCUCCUCGUCCUCGUCUUCGUCCUCACCGUCAGUGGCCGCUGCGCCCCCGCCGGCGCCCGAAGGCGCGCUUCCGCAGGACGAGCGGCUCCGGCGGUACGGCGCCAAGCUCGCGCUCUUAGUGGGGAGAUUGUGGGCGCUGCGCCAGGCGGACCCGACCGCCAAGGUAAUUCUUUUCGUGCAGUUCGACGACCUGAAGCGGAAAGUGGCCGCGGCGCUCGCGGAAUUCGGGGUGCCCAGCGUCACGCUGCACGGCAGCGUCUCGCAGCGCGGAUCUAUCAUCGACGAUUGGCAGAACAACGCGGGGUCGUCCACUUUCGUGCUGCUGCUGUCCCUGGCGCAGAGCGCCUCCGGUACCAACCUCACCGCGGCGAGCCACGUGGUGUUCCUGCACCCCAUGCUCGCCGAGACCGCCGACGUGGCGGUGGGCUACGAGGAGCAGGCGAUCGGCAGAGCGGCCCGGCACGGGCAGCAGCGGGACGUGGUGCACGUGUGGCGCUUCGUCACCGAGGGCACGGUCGAGCAGACCAUCUCGGACCGCAACAUGGCGGCCAUGGCGGCCCGCGAGGCAGCUGGUCACCGGGCGUCCGCGCCGGCCGCGACACGGGCGCGGCAAGGGCGCUGCAAAGGCCGCGGCAGAGGUCGAGGCCGCGGGGGGCGCGGCCAGGAGCGCCCUGCCAAUGUCGCCGCUGUCCCCGACGAGGACCUUGAGUCCUACCCCGACCUGUCGGUAGUGGCUCCGACCCCGACUCUGCAUGGAGUGGCAUGGCCGCGCUGA